AUGUUAUCAAGAAAUUUAAAAACUUUAGUUAAAAAUAAAAAUAUAUUAUAUUUUACUACAUCAACUAGUAAAUCAAAUAAAAUUUAUGAAAAUGCAAAGGAAGCAGUUAAAGAUAUUCCAAAUGGUUCAAAAUUAUUAGUAGGUGGAUUUGGACUUUGUGGUAUUCCAGAGAAUUUAAUAUCAGCAGUACGUGAUACAGGUGUAAAGGAUUUAACAGUUGUUAGUAAUAAUGCAGGUGUUGAUGAUUUUGGAUUAGGUGUUUUAUUAAAGAGUAGACAAAUUAAAAGAAUGAUCUCAUCAUAUGUUGGUGAGAAUGCAACCUUUGAGAGUCAAUAUCUCAAGGGUGAGCUUGAAGUAGAGUUAACACCACAAGGUAAUUUAGCAGAGAGAUUAAGAGCAGGUGGUGCAGGUAUUCCAGCUUUCUAUACAAGUACAGGUGUUGGUACAGUGUUGGUGGAAGAAGGUGGUUUCCCAAUCAAGUAUGCAAAUGAUGGUUCAGGUAAAGUUGAAAUUAAGAGCGAACCACGUCCAACUCAACUUUACAAUGGUCGUAAAUAUUGUUUAGAAGAAUCAAUCACUGGUGAUUACGCAUUGAUUAAAGCAUGGAAAGCUGAUACUAGAGGCAAUUUAGUAUUUAGAAAUACCGCACGUAAUUUCAAUCCACCAAUGGCAACAGCAGCCAAAAUCACCAUUGCAGAGGUUGAAGAAAUCGUUGAUGCUGGUGAAAUUAAACCUGAUGAAGUUCAUGUACCAGGUAUUUAUAUUCAACGUAUUGUUAAAGGUCCAUCAUUUGAAAAACGUAUCGAACGUUUAACAGUCCAAAAAGAGAAAACUGGUGAAGCAGCUGCCAAACCAAAGGAUGAGGCAGCAGCCAAGAGAGAGCGUAUCGUACGUCGUGCAGCUUUAGAGUUUGAAGAUGGUAUGUAUUGUAAUCUUGGUAUUGGUAUGCCAACAUUGGCCAGUAAUUUCAUUCCAAAGGGUAUUAGAAUCGAAUUACAAUCAGAGAAUGGCUUAUUAGGUAUGGGUCCAUUCCCAAAAAUGGGCGAACAUGAUGCCGAUUUAAUCAAUGCAGGUAAGGAAACCGUUACAACCAUUCCAGGUUCUUCCAUUUUCUCAAGUGCUGAUUCAUUCGCAAUGAUUCGUGGUGGUCAUGUUGAUUUAACAAUUCUUGGUGGUAUGCAAGUUAGUGGUAAUGGUGAUUUGGCCAAUUGGGUCAUUCCUGGCUCAAUGGUUAAAGGUCCAGGUGGUGCUAUGGAUUUAACUUCAAGUGGUUCACGUGUAGUUGUCAUAAUGGAACAUACCACAAAACAUGGAAAACCAAAGAUUUUAAAGAAUUGUACACUUCCACUCACUGGUAAAUCUUGUGUAAAUAGAAUCAUCACUGAAUUGGCAGUUUUCGAUGUCGUCAAUGGUAAAUUAGAAUUAAUUGAAGUCGUUGAUGGCCAAACAGUUGAUGAUAUUAAAUCUAAAACUGAAGCAGAAUUUACUGUUUCAAAAAAUUUAAAACCAUUACAACAAGUUGAAAUUUAA
Dictyostelium discoideum AX4 is the source of this 1530-nucleotide messenger RNA. RefSeq names its product 3-oxoacid CoA-transferase (gene oxct). The record is from RefSeq and is a predicted model, not a curated record. The coding region runs from base 1 to 1530 and encodes 509 amino acids. The transcript has 2 exons. Lineage: Eukaryota; Evosea; Eumycetozoa; Dictyosteliales; Dictyosteliaceae.